UAGCCAAGCUGUAACGGAUAGAUCGGCAGAAUCCAGGACGGGCAUCCCAGAGGGUCGUGUGCAGGCGGAGGUGGCAAAGCAGCCGCGCGAUCCCAAGCCAAGCUGCGUCAGGCACUUGACGUCUCACGCCGAUCUCACCCUCACGCCAAUACAUCAUCACACACACACUUCGACGCCUUUCCUUCACCCUCUCCAGCGACAUCGCGCUGUUGCCGACGGCCAUUCGCACUUUCACCACGUCCCAUCGCGUCGCUGCUGUGUCGCUAACACUGCCCUCGGCCGCGACACUUCAUCGAGUGGUAACCGGCCCCCACUGGCCUACCUAACGACUCCACCGGGCGACUUCAUCCCGGCACGAGCGCAGCCGCGCCCAUCGCAACCUCAUCCGCCAAGUCGCAAACGUCCCACUGCCUCCCAGUGACGGCUGCCUUCACACAGCACUUCACAAUGCUGCCCCAAGAACCGCUGCAACCGGGCUCGCCGCCAACGACGCUCUCGAGGUCCUACUACUCCAGCCACAAUGCGCCCGCCGCGCACCCUACCGUCUUCACCGGAUUCCACCAGGCCUCACACCUCGAUGACGUGCGGUUAUCGAGAUACAACAACAACCUCGGCUCGACGGCCAAGGGCAUCAUGAUAGGCAUAUUCUCCGUGCUGGCCGCUGCGGGAGUAUGUCUUAUCAUCGCCGCCAUUGUUUACUACUUCCGGUACACCAACCAGGGACGCAUCUUCCUCGACCGGAUAACGCGGCCUGGUGAGUAUGACGACGAACAGCAAUUUGCCAAGGAGGAGGCCGAGGCGCUAGAGGAUAUGGACGAUCUGCAGAGAACAGAGUACAUGAGAGCGAAGGCUUUUGUGCAAGCAAACCCACCCGAAUCCGUCCAGACCGAUAUAUCUCUUUCGCAAUUCCUGGCCAUACAAGAGAAGGGCGUGUCUGCUUGGGAGUUUGAGCCCGAACUUGAGAUCGCCAACUGCUUCGUCGAAGGCCGAACUGAGAUCGAGUUCUUCGAUUCUGAGUGCAGUGUUCAGAGCAAUCUCCCGAUACCGAAACAAAAUGAAGUCUACUAUUGGGAAGCCAAGGUUUACGAGAAGCCCGAAAACACCAGCAUUGCGAUAGGCGUCACAACAAAGCCCUACCCGUUGUUCAGAUUACCAGGGUACCACAAAGCCUCGAUAUCAUACAUGUCCAACGGAAACCGCCGAUACAACCAGCCCUUCCACCCAUCCGCCUAUGGCCCCUCUUACGUCCAAGGAGAUGUCAUUGGAGUUGGCUACCGACCCCGAACUGGAACCCUCUUCUUCACACGAAACGGCAAGAAACUCGACGACGUCGCUCACGGUCUCAAAACUCAGAACUUCUUCCCCACCGUAGGCGCAAACGGUCCUUGCCAAGUGCACGUCAACUUUGGCCAAAUGGGCUUCGUCUUCAUUGAGGCCAACGUCAAGAAGUGGGGUCUAGCCCCGCAAACCGGUAGUCUGGCUCCUCCUCCACCAUACGGCAGCGAACAAGGAUCGAUUCUUCUGGACUCUGGUCGCGAGGGUAUAAGAGAAGGCAUGGCCGGAAGUUACAUCCAAGCGGGUUACGGACACGGACGGUCUAGCAGCCAGCAAAUGCGUCUUGGAAGACAGGUCCCGACAAGCCCAGGGCCACAGCGCAGUCCCACAGACAUCUCAUUAGCGGCACUGAGUCUUGUGGAUUCAAACGAAGAUACUGCCGGCGAAGGACCCAGCGAUGAUCAUACUACAACUAUUCCGGUAAACCAAGGUCAAGGUCUUGGGCUUUUACAACCUGGCGAACUUCCCCCCGAAUAUAGCAGCCCCGUUGGCUCGCCUAGUCUGCGAAACACAAUCGAUCACCAAGACGGAUACAACUGGGAUGAGCGAGCACCGCUUCUGCAACGGUCUGGCUCAGCUAGUCCCGAAGUACCUAGCUACGACGCUGCUAUGGCUGAUACACCAGGGAUCAGCCGACCAACUAUUCGAGUACGCAGUGCGACUGAAGCCGGCGUCCGACCACGACCGAGAGGACCGAGAUGAUUGAAUCGAAGUCAUUGUUCUCCUUUGUAUUGUUUUUUUCUAGCCUCAUACGGUAUCUCUUUCAACUAUACCCUAUCGUUCAGCUUUUUUUUCUUACUUGUCAGGAUUGGGUUCCGAGAAAUGUGACGACCCCAUACGGCGAGGGGCAAAGAAGUAAGCACAUACUUUGGAGUUGCUCGACCUUUUGAGGGGUCCGAGCCAAACGGCGUUCUGGAAGCGAACAUUGUUACUUUUUUCUUGUUUAUACUGCUGGGGGGUUUACGAACGAGAGCAAACGAACAAGUUGUUGCUGGCGUUUCUUAUAGAUUGGUG
Messenger RNA from Alternaria alternata, 2349 nucleotides. Its product is annotated as SPRY domain-containing protein. The coding region runs from base 448 to 2037 and encodes 529 amino acids. Lineage: Eukaryota; Fungi; Ascomycota; Dothideomycetes; Pleosporales; Pleosporaceae. Gene Ontology annotation, molecular function: protein binding. The record is from RefSeq and is a predicted model, not a curated record. The transcript has 3 exons.